Messenger RNA from Parastagonospora nodorum SN15, 516 nucleotides. RefSeq lists its product as hypothetical. The coding region runs from base 1 to 516 and encodes 171 amino acids. The transcript is spliced from 2 exons. The record is from RefSeq and is a predicted model, not a curated record. Lineage: Eukaryota; Fungi; Ascomycota; Dothideomycetes; Pleosporales; Phaeosphaeriaceae.
AUGCUUCAAUCAAUUAUUCUGUCCAUGGCCUUGGCCCUGCCAGCCUUAUCUGUUCCUCUUUUUGCGACGCGCGCCGUUGAAUCAUGGUCUAUCCCCACCAUGGAUGUCCACUUGAUGGGACGAGACACUGGCAUUCCUGGCAACACUUGGCCCGACAGCCGCAAAUUCAACACGACCCUCGACUUCACACUAGUACUUCCGUCAUCGCAAGUCCAGUGCUCCGCAAAUUGGAAGUACCAGGAAGUCUCGACUGCUGUCUGGCCUUGCAGUGAAGACAUCAGCUUCCAGCUGUCGGAUGCGGGUGCUUUCUCCGAUGCGGAGUGGACGCUGACGAUCACGAAAAAGGGUGACGAUGGUAUAUAUGUAGCCAGCCAGGUUAUUGAGAGCAACAGCCCUGGAACUCCAAAUGGCUACCUCUCGUGUAUCGGCGGCCCUCCAUAUGAUGGACUGAGAUGCAAGCUGAAUGGCUGGGCUGGGAAGCAAGGCCCCAUCCUUCUGACGGCCACGAGCCAGUAA